UGGUAGGGUUCAGACGCUGGACACAACCCGCUGCCACACCAAGUCGACGAGCAUGGGCAAGGUCUGGAGCGGCUUCCUCCGGGACCUGCGCUUCCUCCGCGUGCUCAUCGACGUGGCCUCGCACGGCAACGCGAUCGCCAAGAAGAACCGCCCGGGCGGUUGGACGUUUAUCGACUUUUGGGCUACCGCCGUCGACCAGCGGCUCGACAUGCCGCUCGUCGAGGUCGAGCUGCCAUCGCCAUCGCCGACGCUGCCAGAAGAAGUGCGGCCGACUAAAGUCUACUCGUACCGCGAGUUUGAUGCAGUGACGAACCAAAUCGCCCGCGCAAGCCACGACGUCGGGUUGCAGCAGCAAGCCACGGCCGCGCUCCUACUUCCGAACGGCGUGCUCUUUCCCUUGCUCAUCAUUGCGAUGGCCAAGAUAGGCGUGACCUCGGCGCUCCUCAACCCGUCGAUCCAGGGCGACCACCUCGUGCACGCGCUGGACGUGUGCCACGCCACGCACGUCGUCUGCACAGCGGCCACCGCGCACAUUUACCUCGCGCUACCGCACGACGUGCGUGCCAGCAUCCCAUGUUUGUGCUUGGACGACAAGACGCCGUCACAUGAUGACGCGCCGGUGCUGGCGUACGCAGAUGCGUCGUCGUCGCCGCUCGAGGAGAGCUACCGUGACCGCGUCCAGCUCACCGACACGCUCGUGCACAUCUUCACCAGUGGUACGACGGGCUUGCCCAAAGCCGCUAAAAUGAAUCACUUGCGCUGGUACGGCGCCGGGUACCUCUACAUGCGCUACUGCUCCGUGACGGCGACCGACCGCAUCUACACGGCGCUGCCACUCUACCAUGGUUCGGCGCUGUUGGCCUUUUGCCUCGCGCUGCAUACUGGGGCGGUCCAGCUCAUCAAGCCCAAGUUUUCGGCGUCCCAGUUUUGGCCCGACUGCGUGCACUGGAAGGCGACGGUCAUUCAGUACAUUGGCGAGACCUGCCGGUUUCUCUGCCAGACGCCACCGCAGGCAGCCGACGUGGCUCAUACUGUGCGCCUCGCGAUCGGCAACGGGCUGCGCAAGGACGUCUGGGUCGCCUUCCAAGAGCGGUUCCACGUACCCAAGAUCAUCGAGUUUUACACAGCGACCGAGAGCAACGGCGGUUUGAUCAACACAGAAGGUCGCGUCGGCGCCGUUGGCUGCCUCUCGCCGCUCGUCAAGCGCCUCUACCCGCUCAAGAUUGUUCGCUACGACCCAAAGACGCAGUCGGUCCUGCGAAAUGCGCGCGGUCGCUGUAUCCCCGUCGGCCACCACGAACCCGGUGAGCUCCUUGCGCUCAUUGACAACUCGCACGUGCUCCGGCGCUUCGAUGGCUACUCGGACGCUGCCGCCACCGAGGCCAAGAUUCUGCGCAACGUCUUCAAGCCAGGCGACGCGUACUUUCGGUCGGGCGAUUUGCUCGAGGUCGACGAGGACGGCUUUGUCUACUUUGUCGAGCGCAUCGGCGACACGUUUCGCUGGAAGGGCGAGAACGUGAGCUCGACCGAGGUCGCAGUCGCGAUAAAUGCGGUCGCUUCGGUGCGCGAAGCUGUCGUCUACGGCGUCAACGUGCCCCAAGUGGACGGCAAGGCCGGCAUGGCGCUCAUCCGGAUCGCCCCCGAGGACGACGCAGAGACGUGCGUGACCACGUUGUACGCGCAGCUCGAGGUGAUGAAGGUGGCCCCGUUCAAGUGGCCGCGCUUUGUCCGCGUCACGACCCGUCCGCUGCCGACAACGACGACGCACAAGUACCAGACGUACGAGCUCGCGAUCGACGGCUUCAACCCCCAAAAGGCGACCGACGCCGUGUUUGUUUUGGAGCGAACGCAGAGUGUCACGCGCGUCACCGAUGCGGUGUACGCCAAACUCUGCGCUGGCGACUAUAAGCUCUAGGAGCAUCCAACACCCUUGCGAUUCGUAUAUUUUGACUAGCAAUCAUGUACGUAGUAGUCGAAGAAUGAAGGGCUGGGCUAAAAUUACUCAAUUAUAAGCUGCAAAUUUCUGUGGUUGUCCGAAUUCUAGAGACAACCAC
Molecule: messenger RNA, 2054 nt
Organism: Saprolegnia diclina VS20
Lineage: Eukaryota; Oomycota; Saprolegniomycetes; Saprolegniales; Saprolegniaceae
Exons: 3
Coding region: 53-1915 (620 amino acids)
Molecular function (GO): long-chain fatty acid transmembrane transporter activity; long-chain fatty acid-CoA ligase activity
Source: RefSeq, a predicted model, not a curated record